UAGCGUCGCUCUUUUGGGCGGAACACAAUAGCUGUAGCUAACAUUCCGAGGGACUGAUUUCAAGAGAUUCCACUGGCCUGUGUGUUCAGAUGCAUCUCCAUGGCAAUGGCCCUUGGUCGGGCCUGGCGCGCAGGCUGGCAGCAGGCAGUCCGAGGGUCGCCAGGGUGACUGCACGGGCAGACGCUCCCAGAUGCCCCCGGGCUGGCGGGCACAGCUGGAGGGGGAUCUGCUCGUUUGCCGGGCUGCUGACCCCUCGGCGACCCCCCGACACAGCCAGGUGUGCCAGUGUCAGCUCCUCCGCCAGCCUCUGCCACGGUAGCGGCACAGCUUCAGGCCAGCCCCCGCUGCACACUCCUGUCAUGGUCAAGGAGGUCCUGGAGAGCCUGGAUGUUCAGCCGGGACAGGUGGUGUUGGAUAUGACCUUCGGGGCGGGAGGUCACACCAAGGCCAUUUUGAGGUCGGUGCCGGAGGUGACGGUGGUUGCCCUCGACCGCGACCCCGUGGCCCAUCGACUGGCUCAGCAGCUAGCACAAGAAUACCCGGGUCGGGUGAUCCCCGUGCUGGGCCGCUUCAGUGAGGCGAGCCCCCUGCUGGCCGCUCUGGGGUAUGGCACGGGGAGCGUGAGCGCCGCCCUGUUGGACGCAGGCUGUUCCUCCAUGCAGAUGGACAACGCGCACCGAGGCUUCUCGCUCAGCAAGGACGGCCCCCUGGACAUGAGGAUGGACGGGGAGCGGCUACCCAGCAUGCCGUGCGCGGCUGACGUGUUGCGGGCUCUGGACGAGCGCUCGCUGGCGUCGCUGCUGCGGGCGUACGGCGAGGAGAGGCACGCACGAGCCAUCGCAGCCGCCAUCGCACACGCGCGCACGCUCUACCCCAUCACGCGGACGCAGCAGCUAGCCAGCAUAGUCGCAGGUGCGUUGCCAGGUUGUGCCCUCUACGCGCGGCGUGACCGCCUGCACCGUCCGACUCACGUGGCCACCAAGACCUUCCAGGCGCUACGCAUCUUCGUCAACGACGAGCUGCACGAGCUACAUGCAGGGCUACAGGCCGCGCAGUUACACCUCCGGCCCUCGGGGGGGCGCCUGUGCGUGCUGACCUUCCACUCCCUGGAGGACCGGCUGGUCAAGCGCUUCCUGCGCGGGGAGGACCUGGCCGCGCCACCCAAGAUGUCCAGCAGGCAGCGGGCACGCCGCGCCAUGCGGGCACGCCAACAACAACUGGGGUCGAAAGUGGAGGAGCACGAGGAGGAGGAAGACUAUGAUGGACAUGAAGAUGAGGAUGAGGAGGAAGAGGAGGAGGAGGAUGGGGUGACGGGGGCAGGGUGGCUAAGUCUGCGCAGGAAAGUGCUGGUUCCGACGAGGGAGGAGUUGGAGGAGAACCGGAGAGCUCGCUCGGCCAAGCUGCGCGCCGCCAUUAGGGCUUGAUGAACUUUGACCUUUCGCAUGAGAUGACCUGACCAGAUCGCACCUCUCCCCCUUCACUCCUCCUCCACAUUUCUUCUCUUCCUCCUGCUCCUCAUCCCCCUUUUAAGAUGCUAGCAGUCAUACACUUCAGAACUCUGGCAUCACCUGGGCAACCGUGGCCUAAUAUGAUGUGGCCACUGUACGCAGUCAAUGGCUAUGUUUAAAUGAGACAUUUAAUUCAGAAUUAACUUUAAUUCGGAAUAAAGGUUUAUUACGCUUUGAAAACGUCAUGUUAAUACCUCACAAUUUGGAAUUAAA
This is a messenger RNA of Engraulis encrasicolus (European anchovy), 1721 nucleotides long. It is a transcript of the gene mettl15, whose product is annotated as methyltransferase 15, mitochondrial 12S rRNA N4-cytidine. Lineage: Eukaryota; Metazoa; Chordata; Actinopteri; Clupeiformes; Engraulidae. Gene Ontology annotation, molecular function: rRNA (cytosine-N4-)-methyltransferase activity. Gene Ontology annotation, biological process: rRNA base methylation. The coding region runs from base 90 to 1424 and encodes 444 amino acids. The record is from RefSeq and is a predicted model, not a curated record. The transcript is spliced from 7 exons.